Messenger RNA from Brachypodium distachyon (stiff brome), 777 nucleotides. RefSeq lists its product as uncharacterized. Gene Ontology annotation, molecular function: nucleic acid binding; RNA-DNA hybrid ribonuclease activity. The record is from RefSeq and is a predicted model, not a curated record. Bases 25 to 633 code for a protein of 202 amino acids. Lineage: Eukaryota; Viridiplantae; Streptophyta; Magnoliopsida; Poales; Poaceae. The transcript has a single exon.
GCGCCCAAACCCAAAUCGGCGACGAUGAAGGGCAAGCGCCCGAGUGCCCCGAACCUGCAACAACGCGGCUCGGCGUGCAUAUGGAUGAAGCCGAAGGCAGGCCGGCUGAAGCUCAACUUCGACGGCUCGUCCAAGUCCACGAGCGCGAGCAUCGGCGGCGUGGUCCGGGACCACAAUGGCAACUUCGUGCUGGGCUACGCGGAGAGCAUCGGCAAGGCGACGAGCUCCGUGGCGGAGCUGGCCGCGCUCCGGCGCGUGCUCGAGCUAGCGCUGGAGAACGGGUGGCGGGACAUCUGUGUCGAGGGUGAUUUCAAGACCGCCGUGGAUGACAUCACGAGCGGCGCGCGUGUCCGGGCGACCAAGGAUCUGGAGCAGAUCAAGAAGAUAGCCGAGAUGCUCCCGCGGAUCGGCAAGGCGUCCGUGUCGCACGUGCCCCGGAGGGGCAACAGUGUCGCUGACGGCUUCGCCGAGCUCGGGCACAUGGGGGCGUCGCGGCGGCGGUUGUGGCGCGAAGUCCCGCCGAACGAGGUGCUGGUACGCCUUCGCCGAGAUGCCAAGGGAGAAAAGAAGAAGAAGAAGAAGAAGAAGAAGAAGAAGAAGGAGAAGAGGUCAGAUGCCAAGGGACAUAGCUGAUCGGGCGCGUAUGGGGCUGAUAUUGAUUGCAGGAGUUCUGCCAUUCCUGCAAAUGUUCGGAAAUUUAGGGGGAUAUUCGGAGCCCCACCGAAAAUUGCAGGAGUUUCCUCAAGACUGAUCAGCCGAAGCCGGAAGGUUUCAGUU